Messenger RNA from Closterium sp. NIES-65, 819 nucleotides. The record is from the annotation of a GenBank genome assembly. NCBI's taxonomy places the organism in Eukaryota, Viridiplantae, Streptophyta, Zygnematophyceae, Desmidiales, Closteriaceae.
AUGGGAUCAGUGCCGGAUGUGGCUGGCAUGUGUGCGGCAUGUCUAUGGCAUGUGUGUGGCACGUGUAUGGCAUAUGUGUGGCAUGUGUAUGGCAUGUGGGUGGCAUGUGUAUGGCAUGUGGGUGGCAUGUGUAUGGCGUGUGUGCGGCAUGUGGAUGGCAUGUGUGCGGCAUGUGGGUGGCAUGUGUGCGGCAUGUGUGUGGCAAGUGUAUGGCAUGUGGGUGGCAUGUGUAUGGCAUAUGGGUGGCAUGUGGGUGGCAUGUGGGUGGCAUGUGUGCGGCAUGUGGGUGGCAUGUGUGCGGCACGUGUGCUGGAUGUGUGUGGCAUGGGCGUUGCUUUGGAGCUCGCUAUUGAGGGCGAGGGUGCGGAGGAGGAGGAGGAGGAGGAGGAGGAGGAGGAGGAGGAGGAGGAGGAGGAGGAGGAGGAGGAGGAGGAGGAGGAGGAGGAGGAGGAGGAGGAGGAGGAGGGGGAGGAGGAGGAGGAGGAGGAGGAGGAGGAGGAGGAGGAGGAGGAGGAGGAGGAGGAGGAGGAGGAGGAAGAGGACAAGGAGGUGGAGGUAGAGGAGGAAGUGGAGGAGGAGGAGGAGGAGGAGGAGGAGGAGGAGGAGGAGGAGGAGGAGGAGGAGGAGGGGGAGGAGGAGGAGGAGGAGGAGGAGGAGGAGGAGGAGGAGGAGGAGGAGGAGGAGGUGGAGGCGGAGGAGGUGGAGGGGGAGGCAGCGGAGGAGGUGGAGGAGGACGCGGCGGAGGGGAGAGGGGCGGACGCAGCAGCAGGGGGUGGCGAGGAUGGUGGUGUUGGUAGCGGGGCUGGGACUGGGCUGUAG